Molecule: messenger RNA, 1141 nt
Organism: Sphaeramia orbicularis (orbiculate cardinalfish)
Lineage: Eukaryota; Metazoa; Chordata; Actinopteri; Kurtiformes; Apogonidae
Exons: 7
Coding region: 147-863 (238 amino acids)
Source: RefSeq, a predicted model, not a curated record
GAAGUGGCUCUGUAAGUAGGUCUAAGGUGAAGCUGAGCCGUCGCUGCUUCACUGUGUCUGUGUGCGUUUGUGUGUGUGUGUGUGUGUGUGUGCGUUGCGGUACGUGGUGGUAUGGGCGUCCACGCGUACGUCCCGGGGGUCUUGGUAUGAUCUGGUUCUGUGACGAGGACCUGGAUGUGCAGAGCUGGGGCUGGACUGACCUCUCCAGUUACUCCUCCUUGGUGUCCGACUGUGAGCAGGAGCAGCAGGUCCUCCUCCAGACCUCCAUCAUGUCCAGACGCAGCCUCCGCCUGGACGACGGCCUCCUGGACCGCGGCCUCCCUCACGCCAGCUCCUCCUUCAGCUCUGGAGGAGUCAGCUGGAGGAACAGCCGGUCAGUGUGGACGGUCAGGUCGUUGAAGCCUCGCCCCCUCUCCACCUCCUGCUCGGACUCUCUCCUGGUCCAGACUCCUCGUAAACCUCCUCCUCUCCUCAACAGCAGCGUUCACAGCGUGGUGUCGGACACCUCCCUCCUGUCAUCGCUGCUCGACGAGUCUUCCAUCCAGGAGACGACGCUGCUCGACUCAUUCUGGGGUUUGGAUCAGGAUUGUGAUCCCAAAGAAAGCACCGUCAUCGAGCAGAGCGCGGCGGUGGCCAACAGCACUCUGACCGGCUCAGACGGUCCCUGUGUCAAACAUCCCGCUCAGACUCAGACGUCCACGCUCAGGCUUUACUGUAAAGACUGUGACCCUCCGACCCGACAGGAAGGAGUUGGGCUACUGCUCCUCCUCCAAAUCCACCAACCCCACCUCCACCUCCACUACGACCACCGCCGCCGCCUCCUCCUCCUCAUCCCCUUCGAAGCCCAGACCAUCAGAACCUGAGGAGGAUCUGGAACCGUCCACCACCAUCUACAGCAGAGACCGGAGCCGCAGACACAGGACAGGUAAAAGAGCGGCCGAUGUGUUCAGGCGGCUCAGGAAACGAUGGCAUCACUUGACCAUGACGUCCCUCUGACUCGGUCUCCUCUUGGUCUGCUCCUGUUUCUGAUCCUGCUGCUCUUCGUCUUCGGUAAGAUCCUCCUUUCAUUACCUGAACUACAAUGUGAUUUCUGAUCACGAGUCUGUUUGGUGUGAUGUUUUAAAGGAUGAACAUAUGUCUG